CCAGGCAACAGGUACAAUAUAUGUAUUUUUGAGGUCAAUCUUUUGACACUGAUUUAUUGUGAAGUUAAAGUGCAACAGAAAAUAAUACAACUGAUUGUAAACAUGAAUCUGACGCCACCGGACCAAAGCAUUCAUAAUCCUAAUGAGGUCUGCGUGGAGGACAACAAAGCAGAUGUAAUGCUCCCGUGCUUUCGCCGAGACAUGUACGAGGAGCCUCUCUCCUCCUACCACAAUUCACCGCUCAUCUCUCAUCUCUUACGAAAAACCAUCCACAAUAAGCGUUCCAUUCUUAACAACAACCAACUCUACAUGCCAGCGACCUCCAUUUCUAGUUCCAGCAUGGUUGAAUCAAGACCCACUAUAACUGAGACUGCUCAGGAUGACUGGAGUAACCUGUCUUCCAAAGACAGCCAGCUGGAAUCAGCAUCUCCUGAAUAUCCACUGAGCGAGCAUGUCCAGGCCAAACGAGCCAGGGUGGAGAAUAUCAUACGAGGCAUGGCGAGCUCACCGAGCGACAAGUCACAUGCAGACAGAGAGAAUUCUGAGAGUGAAGUCAGCAGGUAUGGCAGAGAAGUUUAUAAAGAGAACAAACGCAAACAGAAGCUUCCUCAGCACCAGGAGCACAACCAUUCUGGAAUUUCAGAGACAAACCUUGAUGCUAAUGCAAGCAGGGAGGAAGAGUGUCACAAGCUAAGAAAACAACUCCAGAGCAUGCAACGGCUCUUACACCAACUCCAGGAGAAAUUUCUACAUAUGUACGACCACAGUAGCUCAGAGAGUGAAGAGAAAGGGGAACAGCAAGACAGUCAUGAUCUUGAUGUGGGCAUGAAUUCUGAUAAUAGCAACACACAUGAACACAAAGAUAGCUGGAAACUAGGGGAUGGUUGUUUGAGCUUGCAGAGGGAUCAAAAGAACCUCCAGGAAAUGCUCAAAUGUGAGCUUUCCAGGGCUAUAAGUGAAAGCAUUGAUAUGGUGUUCAGAAGACUCUCUGUGAUCCUAGAGAACCAAUCACCACAGCUACACCUGUGUCAGAGUCCAGAGCACUCAAAUAUGGAGAAACAAGAGCAGCAAGCACGUUCUAGAGAGUCUUCUGAAUUAGAGACUGCCACAAAACCAAGGCCUGCAGAGUGCUUUGAAAGCACACCUUCUCACAGCCCAGAGCAUCAGACAGAAGCUUUAUCUCUAGUGGUCCGAAAACCUCCAUUAAAUCCUUUGGGUUCAGUAACUCAUCCGGUAAAGAGACCAUAUCCUCUGCACCAACCUCCAUUCCAGUUCAGUCACAGCACUCCUCUGCAUGACAGCCAAAUCCUGGAGCACCUCCUCAAGUAUGGACCUCAUGCUAAUUUCAGUGGGAUCUCUUGCCUUCCUCCAUCACUGGACAGAUCAUCUACAGAUUCUGUGGCUCUUCCUUGGGAAAGCAUUGCAAUGAGGUCAAAGGUAAGCUCUGGUCAUCUUGGGCAGCACCAUCACCCCGGGGCUCUCAGCCAAGUGGCAAUCGAAAGCCUUUGCCUCCCGCAAGUAAAGAUGGAAUGUGGACAACUGCAGAGUAUGGCAGAAAGGAGCAACUUCAUGUCACUCAAUAUCCAAGAGGGACUAACACCUAACCAUUUGAAGAAAGCCAAGCUGAUGUUCUUCUACACACGGUAUCCAAGUUCAAACAUCCUGAAGGCCUAUUUCCCCGAUGUCAAGUUUAAUCGCUGUAUCACGUCCCAGUUAAUCAAGUGGUUCAGUAACUUCCGAGAGUUCUACUACAUUCAGAUGGAGAAGUUUGCACGCCAUGCCAUCGUAGAUGGAGUGAGUGAUGUGAAGGACAUCUCUGUUACUAGAGACUCUGAAGUCUUCCGUGCUCUUAACAUGCACUACAACAAAGCCAACGAUUUCCAGGUGCCGGAGCGCUUCUUGGAGGUGGCUGAAAUCACCCUGCAUGAGUUUUAUAAUGCCAUCUCUCUCAGCAAAGAUUCUGACCCAUCAUGGAAAAAAGCCAUUUACAAAAUCAUCGGUAAACUGGACAGUGACGUUCCUGAUGAGUUCAAGUCUCCUUCAUAUUUGUAGAUACUUGCAGGAUGGAGAUCUGAUAUAAGCCGUGAAUAUGAAUACUUUAGGAGAUUCAGUAGCCAUUUUGAAAUGUGUUCAGUCCCGAUACAGGGAAUCUAAUGAAAUAUCAGUUUCUUUUAAUUGGUGUGAAUUGUACUUUAGUUUUAUACUGCAAAUGGUGAGGAACUCUUGUCAAGUUAUGCAGUUUUGUUUUGGAGAAAUGUACCUUUUUUUUGUGUCACCUCGGGUUUAUCUUAUAUAAAAGAUUGUGAUAUAACUCGGAACUUUCAUCUCAUGGAAAAAAAAAGUCUGUAACAAAUUAAAUAAUACGUCUAAAGAGAUUCUACU
Molecule: messenger RNA, 2382 nt
Organism: Tachysurus vachellii
Lineage: Eukaryota; Metazoa; Chordata; Actinopteri; Siluriformes; Bagridae
Gene: prox2
Product: prospero homeobox 2
Exons: 5
Coding region: 103-2052 (649 amino acids)
Biological process (GO): regulation of transcription by RNA polymerase II
Cellular component (GO): nucleus
Molecular function (GO): DNA-binding transcription factor activity, RNA polymerase II-specific; RNA polymerase II cis-regulatory region sequence-specific DNA binding
Source: RefSeq, a predicted model, not a curated record